ACUGAAAGAUCAUUCAAUUAACAUUUUUUUUUAAGUGUGAACGAGUCUGUGGUAUUCUGCUGUGUUGUAUAGAACUCAUUUCAAAUAAAAGCUCUUCAUUGCCACAGUGUUUGAAUGAGUGCAGCACACGCACUGGUUCUUAUUAUAGUCCUGAACACAGGCAGCAGACUGUGUCCACCAUCCUCUCCAUGACCCGCCCAUCCGCCGCCGCUGCCUGAGCUAGGUCAGGUGUUCGUGCUGCAGCUACGUAAGCUCCGUGUUUGGGGAACUGCUUGGAUCUAGUGUGCGGGACAGACCCGGUCGAGGCCAUGCUCAGACGGAUACUUCAGAUGACUCCUGGGAAGGGAGGCUCCCAGAAUGCAGAGUCAGAGCAACCGAGCACAGACCUUAACCACGAUCAGACGUCUGAGGGCUUCAUCUGUCCUCAGUGCAUGAAGUCUCACAACUCUGCAGAGGAGCUGUUCAAGCACUAUGAGCUGUUCCAUGAUACCGGAGACCUCCCCGCUCACAUGGCCCCCACUCGGGAAGACCUUACAAUGCUGCGGCAAGAAGUUCAGGACCUGCAUGCUUCUCUCAAGGAGGAAAGAUGGUUCUCUGGAGAGCUCAAGAAGGAGUUAGACAAAGUCCAAGGACACCUGAAGCAAAAUGAUGGACAGGUGACCUCAGAGGAUGCAGUCCUUGAAAAGAAGCUGAAUGAAGCAGAGACAGAAAAGUUCAACAUCAAGCAAAUGAAAGACCUGUUUGAGCAGAAGGCUGCACAGCUGGCCACAGAGAUAGUAGAUUUAAAGUCGCGUUAUGAUGAGGAGAAGAGCUUAAAAGAGGCUGCGGACCAGAGGGUGGCCAAGUUGACAGAACAUCUGCAGAAAGAGACGCAGGAGAACGAGAGACUCAAAACAGAACUGCUGCAGCGACCGGGAGUGGAGGACGUGGAGGUCCUGCAGAAGGAGCUAAUACAGGUGCAGACGUUGAUGGACCAAAUGACGCGUGAGAGGGAGGACGAGUCUGAACGCCUCAAAAGCCACUACGAGGAACUGCAGGCUGAUUACACAACCUCAGAGAUCCGUAAACUGGAGUUGACCAUAUCCCAACUAAAAGCAGAGCUGGAGAAGGGUCCGCAAGAAGCCGCCGUCUACACCCAAGAGAUCCACCAGCUACAGAGCAAUCUGAAUAAUUUGCAGCAGCAAAGCCAGAGCUUGUCUGAAAAACUAGCACGUAAGGAGAAGGAGCACCAGCAACUGGAGGAGAGUCUAGGAGCUGAGAAAGGUGCCAAGAAGGGAGUCCAGGACAGCCUGAGGGAAAGAGAGCAGGAGGUCCAAGAGCUCCAGGCUCGGGCCUCUGGGGCUGAGGCCUCUCUGCACAAGACCCAGACAGAGCUUAGAGAGAGAACUGAGGAGGUGGCAAAGCUGAAGAGUGAGAUUGGUGAGCUGGAGGUGAAGCAUGCAGAGCUGAAGGUUGAGAGGAAACAGCUUAAUCAGCAAAGGGAGGAAAAAGAAAGUCAAGGUGCUCAGCAGCAGACCGAGAUCAGUCAGCUUCACGCCAAACUUCUGGAGGCAGAGCGACAGCUGGGCGAGGUUCAAGGUCGUCUGAAAGAACAGAGGCAACUGUCUGGAGAGAAACUAAAAGACCGCGAGCAGCAGUCAGCCGACCUGCAGCUCAAACUCUCCCGUGCAGAAGAACAGUUGAAGGAGGGUGCCAGUAAGAACACAGACCUGCAGCACCAGCUAGAGAAAGCCAAGCAGCAGCACCAGGAGCUCCAGGCGCUGCAGCAAAACACAAACGGCAAACUCCGCGAAGCACAGAAUGACCUGGAGCAGGUGCUGCGUCAGAUUGGGGAUAAGGACCAGAAGAUCCAGAACCUGGAGGCUCUGCUGCAGAAGAGUAAAGACAUCAUGAGCCAACUAGAAGCUGAGAGAGAAGACUUAUGUGCAAAGAUCCAGGCUGGGGAGGGAGAGACAGCUGUCCUGAACCAACUGAAAGAGAAAAACCACGCUCUACAAGAACAGGUGAUGCACUUGACAGACAAACUGAAAAACCAGUCGGAGAGCAACAAGCAAGCCCAGGAUAACCUACACAAGCAGGUCCAGGAGCAGAAGACUCUGCUGCGUUCAGCCCAGGACCGAGCCCACACCCUGGAGACUUCAGUCACCGAGCUCACCACCCAGCUCACAGACAACAAGGAGAAAGUCUCCCAGCUGGACUCCCAGCUGAAGGCAAAGACAGAAAUGUUGCUGUCUGCUGAGGCGGCUAAAGCUGCACAGAAGGCCAACCUGGAAAACAACCUGGAGACUGCUCAGCAUGCACUGCAGGAUAAGCAGCAGGAGCUGAAUAAAGUUCAGAAGAAGGUGGAGGAGCAGAUCCAGAGGCUCAAGGAGAGGCAUGAGCAGUGCACGCAGCUGGAAACCAGUCUUAAAGAAUUCAAAGAAAAACUGCUGGCCUCAGAGCAGAGUGUAGAGCAGCUGGAGGGGCUUAAUAAGAAAUUGGAGUCACAGGUCGAGGAGAUGCAGGCUACACGUGAUCAGGCGCAGCAAGAAGUUCAGAAGUUGCAGAAGGAAGCGUCAGAGGUUAAACAGAAAACUAAGGAGCUGCAGUGCUCACUGGAAAAAGAGAAAACAGGGGCUACUACGCUACAAGAGGAGUUAAAGAAGAAGGCAGCAGCUUUGAGCGCCACCCAGCAGCAGCUGCAGGGUUGUGAGCAGGAUAAAGCUGCUCUGAAGGUGAACCUGGACAAGGUGACACAGGAGGGAAAGACUCAGCAUGCAGAGCUGGACAGAAAAGCUCAGAAACUGGCAGCAGAGCUACAAAAAGCCCAACAGGAGAAGGAGGCGCAAAGGAAGGAGCUUGGCUCUACUCAGGAGAACCUAGGAAAGGCUAAAAAGGCUCUGAAAGAGAGUCAGAGUCAACUGGACACGGAGAGGAAGAGCCAUAAAGCAGCCAUGGAGGAAAAGGACAAGUCCAACGAGAAGGCCCGACAGGAGCUUCUUAAGAAUAAUGAGACCGUUACCAAGACAAUGAAAGAAUCUAAAGAACAGUUGGAGCAGAUGAGAGAGGCAGAGAAAAAGCUGAAAGGGCAGCUGAGCUCUGUAGAGAAGCAACAGUCAAAGACUCAGGAGACACUGAAGGAAAAGGAGAAUGAGCUGGAGAAGCUGCGGGCACAGCUGAAGACAGCCCAGGGGUCCUCUGAGGAGGAGAUGAAGAAACUGAAGAGACAAGCGACAGAGUUACAGGAAGUCAAUGCCAAGAAAGCAGAGGAGGAGGGUAAGCUGAGGGCCCAGGUGUCGGCGCUCGGCCAGGAGCUGACCUCUGAGAAGAGCCAGACGGCCGAGCUGCAGAAGACCUUGGAACAGAGUCAGGAAGGUCUGACUAAGCUUCAGUCCGACUUCUAUGGCAAAGAAUCUGAGGUCUCUGCUCUACGUCAAGACCUCAAGGCGGCAGAAGAGAAGUUGGGUUUCGCCCAGGAGGAGCUGGCUGCUAACCGAACCCAUCAGACCAGUUUGGAGGCUCAGAUCCAGGAGCUGAAGACGAGUCGCAGCUCGUUGGAGCAGGAGCUCACCAAACAGCAGCAGAAGGGCCACCAGCAGGAGCAAACACUAAAGGAGCUACAGAAGCAACUGAAUCACACAAAGGAGGAGCUGGAGAAGGAGAAGAGCAAAGUGGAGGAGCUGAACAAAGCCAAAAGUUUCCUGGAAAAGAGUAACAGCAAGUUAACAGUGGAGUUAAAAACACUAACAGAGAAGAGUGAAAAGGAUCUGGGUGAGCUGCGAGAAGCCAAACAACUGUUGAUCCAGCAGAAACUGGAGUUGCAAGGUCAGGUGGAAGCGGCACAGGGAGCACUGGAGCAAGAGCAGAAAGAGCAUCAGGCCACAAGGGACAGCAGGAGCCACAAGGAGGAGCAGCUCCUCACCAAAACCAAGACUGUCCAGGAUCAGCUGGCUGCAGAGAAGCGAGCCAGAGAGGAGCAGGUGAAGCUUGGAGAGGAGGCUGAAGCCAAGCUGGGCGUGCAGGUGACGGCGCUGAAUGAAAACGUGGCCACGCUGAAGAGAGAGUGUCAGGGCAGCCAGAGGAGAGUCGGUGAACUGGAGAAGCAGACGGACGAGCUGAGAGGAGAGAUCGCCGUGCUGGAGGCCACCGUCCAGAACAACCAAGAUGAGAGGCGAGCUCUUUUGGAAAGGUGUGUCAAGGGAGAGGGAGAGAUAGAGAAACUGCAGGCCAAGGUGGUGGAUCUGAGGAGGAAGCUGGACGACACAACGGCAGCCAUGCAGGAGCUGGGCAGAGAGAACCAGUCACUGCAGAUUAAGCAGUCACAGUCUCUGACCAGGAAGUGGGCCGAGGAUCAUGAGGUGCAGAACUGCAUGGCCUGUGGGAAAGGCUUCAGUGUCACUGUCCGGAAGCACCACUGCAGACAUUGUGGGAAUAUUUUCUGCGCUGAGUGCUCAGCGAAGAACGCCCUGACGCCGUCCUCUAAAAAACCAGUACGGGUGUGUGAGACAUGUUUUGAGGAGCUCCAAGGCUGAUUCCCCUCUCAUUGGUUUUACCUAACCCUAACACCCCCACCCCUACCCUCCCCUACGCUCCGUCCCUCCUUGUACCCACUCCAGCGGGCAGAAGGCGGCCUGUCUUUGUCGUAUUUAAUGUGCGCUAUAAAAGGACAGACUCCCACCUGCAUGCGACUUGUGGCUCUGGUGCGGAGGGAAGUAACCGAAGGGUGACCAGAUGGCGUGGGAUUUGGGUCGGGAUUGUCUGUAUCUGUUUUUGUGCCUUUGCUACUCCUGUGGACUGCCAGAGAGCGGAGACAGUGAGAACUAAACGCCAUCCGUCUCUUUACGUUCGCGCUCACAUCUCCAUCUUUGUUUGGCUUCAUAAGCGAACUGCAAGGUGGCUGCUCUUGUACAUUGUGAUACGUUAGAAGGCGAGAGGUCAGCGUGACACUGAGAGGGUGAAUGGGGAAGUAAAUAUGGUGAUGUUGAAAAUCACUGCUGCCCUACAAAGAUAUAUGCAGGUAACUAUUUUGGCCAAAAAAGAAAAUAUCUGUAAAUGUAAUUAAGAUUACAACUGUAAAGUUUUUCUGUGUACAACCCAAUAUUUACAUCAAAUUGAUCACUAAAAACCCAAGUAAUAUGAUGAUGAAAAUAUUUUUGUAAAACUUUUCAGUUAAGUUGACAGACUGUAUUUUACAACAGAGUAUUCGGGUCAUAUUGAAGAAAAACAAAUCCGGAGAGUUUGAGUUGAUUGUUGUAAUUGUACUAAAAUGUAUAAAAAAGAAAUUAGGAAAGAAGCAGCAAGGAAAACCUUUGCUCUAGAUCUGCUCCUGGAUCCAAAGUCUGGAACCGAUCUUUAGAUAUCCUGCAGGUGUGACCAACAUUGCUUAUUUUAACACAGGCGACGGGUCGAUCUCCUGAUAUUCCCCAUGUAAAAUGAUUAUUCUUAAAACCUCAGAUUUCUGUUGCCUUUACGUGCCACGAUUCUCUGUUGUAAUAGAUCAUUUGUGAAGCACAGAUUUCAACAUUUCCUUUGGCAGUAAAAACAAAGUUAAACAGCUGCAGUUUGAAUUUGAUGUUUGUGGACAGGAUUUCAUGUCCAUCCAUUAUGUUGUGUACACGCACAUAAGUAAAUGUUAACACUGUACAGUAUUCCACAGUGAAAAGGGAGGAAAUGAUUGAGCGUUUUGUUUUGAUUAUGAGUCUUGAACAGUAAAAUCAGUUUUUUUUAUAACCUUUUAAAGAGAACACAUCAUCGUCAGUUUAUGCACCAGCGAAUUUCUGUAAAUAACUUGAUGUCAAAUCAGUUCCUGCAUGUUUCCUUUGUGUGGCAGCGCGUUAAUGAACCAGUGGGAAUUAAUUAAUGUAUUUCAUGACCAAAGAAUGUCUGCGGCAGGAAAACAGGCACGACAAAAAGCCCCGAGUUUUGUUGUUCACAUUUCAGUAUUUUUCUUAGCGUCUCCAUUGGAAGCUUUUGAGUUUUAAUCACAGGGUCUGACAUUUUUAUCUUGAACAGAAGGUGUGUGAGGAUCUGAGAGAUUUUGUUUUCAAUGUACAGUUGUGUUGUUUUCUACAGAUUGCGGUGCUUUCUGCAGA
Messenger RNA from Paralichthys olivaceus (Japanese flounder), 6071 nucleotides. RefSeq names its product early endosome antigen 1 (gene eea1). Gene Ontology annotation, biological process: endocytosis. Lineage: Eukaryota; Metazoa; Chordata; Actinopteri; Pleuronectiformes; Paralichthyidae. Gene Ontology annotation, cellular component: early endosome. The record is from RefSeq and is a predicted model, not a curated record. Gene Ontology annotation, molecular function: 1-phosphatidylinositol binding; metal ion binding.